This is a messenger RNA of Salmo salar (Atlantic salmon), 1801 nucleotides long. NCBI's taxonomy places the organism in Eukaryota, Metazoa, Chordata, Actinopteri, Salmoniformes, Salmonidae. The record is from RefSeq and is a predicted model, not a curated record.
CAUCUCUACAGGAUGGAGCAGCACACCUCUCUCUACAUGCUACUCUAUUUGCUGAAUACUGUGAUAUACUCUGGACAUGCUCAAAUUAAUGCCUCUCUGAGCAUCAGUCCUGACAGAUCUCAGUUCUUUGAAUAUGAGUCUGUCUCUCUGAGCUGUGAUGUUCAGAGCUCUACUGGAUGGAGAGUGGUGAGGAACACGCUGAAAGGAGGGACUGAAGAGUGUCCCACUGACUGGGGAUUUUUUAAAGGGUCUUCAUGCACCAUAUCUGCAGUACCAUCAGACAGUGGAGUGUACUGGUGUGAGUCUGGGUCUGGAGAACACAGCAAUGCUGUUAACAUCACAGUACAUGAUGGGGCUGUGAUCCUGGAGAGCCCUGCCAUUCCUGUGACUGAGGGAUAUUUUGUGACUCUGCGCUGCGUAUAUGAAGACAAGAAAACGAAGAAAACAUUCUCAAACUUCAGAGCUGAUUUCCAUAAUGAUGGAUCCCUCAUCAUGACCAACACUACAGGGGAGAUGACCAUCCCUGCAGUAUCCAAAUCAGAUGAAGGGCUCUACAAGUGUAACAACACUAAAGGAGAAUCACCAGAGAGCUGGAUGACUGUGACAGUUCCAUCUUCAGCUCCAGGGCCAGCCCCAUCUCCAGCAGUCCCAGUGUGGUCCAUCUCUCUGCCCAGGCUGCUGUGUAGUCUACUAGUAGUGUCUCCUUACCUGCUGGUGACCAUCAUACUGGUGGUGAAAUGCAACAGCCGCAGGAGCAUGGCUCGAGCUCAAUCUGAUGAAGAGAAGAAAAGAUGUACUGUCAUCACAUAAUCAGGAUGGAAUGUUACGCAACAACACACUUUAUGGGAACCAUGUUGAUAUGGUAACAUCGGUGGACAUUGUUAAAGAGAAGAGUAACCAUGUUAUUGUUGUUGUGUUGGAGUAAACACACUACUGUAGGCCCAUGUCUGUGUCAUGCUCCAUGUAGCAUUGUAAGGUUGUGUUGUGUUACAGGUCGGAGAGAGAGAGAGAGAGAGAGAGAGAGAGAGAGAGAGAGAGAGAGAGAGACAGACAGACAGACAGACAGACAGACAGACAGACAGACAGACAGACAGACAGACAGACAGACAGACAGACAGACAGACAGACAGACAGACAGACAGACAGACAGACAGACAGACAGACAGACAGACAGACAGAAGCCUGACUGAAGGAUGGGGGAGAGAAGAAGACCCCCCACACACACACAUAAACACACACAUACACUGUUACCAUGCACUUGUUUAUCAGAAUAGAGGAUGUGCUGCUGUGUGGCUGGUUGCAUAUGAGCAUAUGCUGUGGUUAACCACUUUCUCUGUCCUUUUGUCUUCUGCUGCCCCCUUCCCUCCCUGCUCUACAUGCUUCACUGCCAAAGCUGUAGCGGGCUAAAAAGCUACUGGUAAGUUAAAGCUGGACCACAAACAUCAACAAGUUAAAAAAAAAAAAUUCUGUGAAGUGUGAAGUUUCCAGAACUGUGGUUAGAACAGACUAACUUCCCUCAGUAUCUACUGCACUCAUGUAUGUGUCACUGGUACAGGGAGACUUGUAAUAUUAUGCCCCUGGUGAAUGUCUUAAAGGUUUGCAGGUGUUUUUUAAAUUGACAUUUUAGAACUGAUAACCAAUAGCAGGCGUCAGGCUUAUUGUGUCCAUGCUUUCCACAGCCUGAGGAAAUGUAUCUGAUCAAAUACUUAUUUCCCUCAUUAAAAUGCAAAUCAAUUUCUAACAUUUUUUACAUGCGUUUUUCUGGAUUUUUUUUGUUGUUAUUCUGUCUCUCACUGUUCAA